CCAUCUACGAACCAGUGCGUCCUCAUCAAACACGGAAUCUGUGGACAUCUUGAUUUUGGGCUUCCCAGCCUCUAAGAUCGAGAGAAAUACAUGUUUCUUGUUUAACGCUGGACAGGCUAAGACAAAGGACGUGUGGGAAGCGGCUGGAGUUGAAAGACAUAAGUAUCUGUUUGGUAGAAAAGGCCAGCCUCCCAGCGACCCAACAGCAGUUCUGUUGACAUAACCCUGUUGAUCAAAGCGAUCCCCUAGCUGCCCCAGGCCAGUUCCUGUGGCUCUUGGUGGAACUCACUCUGCAGAUCCGGAUCCGGAUCCGGUAAAUAUAAAAGCUCUGGUCCUUGGGUGGGGAGCCUCAUCCUGGAAGAGGCCGCCGAGAAGUGCUCUUCCAUCCAGGCCCUGUGGAAAGCGGCAAUGACCCCCUCGGAAGACCCCAGCGACCCAAAGGCCAGCCCCAAGGUCACGGGCCUGGAGACGGACGUGGAGACCAGUUCAGGUGGGAAGCCGGGCUGCCAUCAGAAGGCCAUCCCCCCCGCUCACCUGACUUUUGUCAUCGACUGUGCUCGUGGCAGACAGAUCUCCCUGAUAGCACCCCCAGUGCUGCCCCGAGCCCCUGGUCCUAAUCUAGGAACCGUCACCCCGCCAAUGAAGACUUAUAUCUUGUUCUGUGGAGAAAACCAGCCCCACCUGACUCAGGAGGCCCCCCUGGGUAGGGGACGCCUUGCCCAGGCCAGGGGGGCCAUGCCACCCUGCAGAGGGACUGGGGCCCCAGAUUCCUCCCCAGUCAGUCCACUGGUCCCGCAGGAGGCUCCUGAAGCCAAGGGAAACCCCUUAAAGUCUGUGCCCUCGAGGUCUUCAGCUUGGGGAACUGUCAUAGGCUCGCUCAAAGCCCUCUCCUCCUGUGUCUGUGGGCAGGCAGAUUAAUUGGAAGAGCCUGGCCAUGAAGGAGGGGGUUGGCACACCAGGCUCAAGCUCAGGGACUGCAAUUCCCAGAACCCAACCCCCCUUCCCCAGCCAAGCAGAAGUCAUUUGUGCCUGAGCCAAGGAAAGGCAUUGGAUCCACAAAGGACAUCUGAAACAGCCACCAAGUACACACUCAAGGGUAUCCACCUUCCCCCUUCCUAUCUUUGCGAGCCUUUCAGCGGAAGCAAGAUCAGGCACCUGCACGUGGAAAGAGACCAGACCAUUCAUACAGCAAAUUCUAACGGAGCGGCUUCCACGUCAGGCUCUGCAAAGUACUGGGGAAGAUGCCACAGCUUUCUUGGAGCUCCUCCUCCGGGUGGGGGAGAGGGAAAGGGCUAAAUAUGUAACCAAAUAAAGAUGAUUUUGAAUAGU
Panthera uncia (snow leopard) is the source of this 1329-nucleotide messenger RNA. It is a transcript of the gene SRARP, whose product is annotated as steroid receptor associated and regulated protein. The transcript has 2 exons. Gene Ontology annotation, biological process: positive regulation of intracellular estrogen receptor signaling pathway. Gene Ontology annotation, cellular component: cytoplasm; nucleus. The record is from RefSeq and is a predicted model, not a curated record. Lineage: Eukaryota; Metazoa; Chordata; Mammalia; Carnivora; Felidae. The coding region runs from base 409 to 918 and encodes 169 amino acids. Gene Ontology annotation, molecular function: nuclear estrogen receptor binding.